AGAGCGAGAGAAAGAGCGCUCCUCCUCCUCCUUCUCCUUCGUUCCUCUUCCCACUACUCAUCCCGAAAGCCAAGGUAAUACGGUCCUCACGGCGGAGUCCUCUCAUCAUUUCUUACCUCGCAUAAUGGAAACUGAAUGAAAACAGCUGUGACACGCUCCGAGAAAUAACCAAAACCUACGACUUGCCAUUAAACUGCCCUGGAAGAAGGUCGUGUUUGUGUGGAUGGAGAAUUUUGAGUCGCACCCAUGUGCUACCUAUCCUCAUACACUCCCUCCUUUUCUUCUCUUUAGCUGGUAAAUGAGCUGAAGUCAAGCUGGUUGUGAAGGUGCUCGACUUCUUCCCCCCUACGCCCCAAGCCGGACACAGCAUGGCGGCGGGAGUAGCGGCAUGGCUUCCCUUUGCCCGGGCAGCAGCCAUCGGCUGGAUGCCUGUGGCCAAUUUGCCCAUGCCAGUAGCACCUGCUGAAAAGAACAAAAGGCAGGAUGAGCUCAUCGUUCUUAAUGUGAGUGGACGCCGUUUCCAGACCUGGAGGAACACUCUGGACCGCUAUCCAGACACACUGCUGGGCAGCUCAGAGAAGGAAUUCUUCUACAAUGAGGAGACCAAAGAAUACUUCUUUGACCGGGACCCCGACGUGUUCCGUAGUGUGCUCAACUUCUACCGUACAGGCAAGCUCCAUUAUCCACGCUACGAGUGCAUAUCUUCCUAUGAUGAGGAACUGGCUUUCUUUGGCAUUGUCCCAGAGAUCAUCGGUGACUGCUGCUAUGAAGAGUACAAGGACAGGAAGAGGGAGAAUGCAGAGCGUCUGAUGGAUGACCAGGAGGACAACAAGGAUGCCAAGCUGCCCAAUAUGACCUUCAGGGAGACCAUGUGGCGGGCUUUUGAAAACCCUCACACUUCAACCAUGGCCCUUGUCUUCUAUUAUGUCACUGGUUUCUUCAUCGCUGUCUCUGUCAUCACCAAUGUGGUAGAGACCGUACCCUGUGGCUCAGCGCCCAACCAGAAGGAAGUGCCAUGCGGUGAGCGCUACACCGUGGCCUUUUUCUGCAUGGACACGGCCUGUGUUAUGAUCUUCACCGUGGAGUACCUGAUGCGCUUGUUUGCUGCACCCAGCCGCUACCGCUUCAUGAGAUCCGUCAUGAGCAUCAUCGAUGUGGUGGCCAUCUUACCAUACUACAUCGGCCUGGUGAUGACUGACAACGAGGACGUGAGCGGUGCUUUCGUGACACUCCGUGUUUUCCGCGUGUUCCGUAUCUUCAAGUUCUCCCGUCACUCGCAGGGCCUUCGCAUCCUGGGCUACACACUGAAGAGCUGUGCCUCGGAGCUGGGCUUCCUCCUCUUCUCCCUCACUAUGGCCAUAAUUAUCUUUGCUACCGUCAUGUUCUACGCAGAGAAGGGUUCAAGCUCCAGCAAAUUCACCAGCAUCCCAGCCUCCUUCUGGUACACCAUCGUUACUAUGACAACGCUCGGGUACGGAGACAUGGUUCCUAAGACGAUCGCAGGAAAGAUCUUUGGCUCAAUCUGCUCUCUGAGCGGGGUGCUGGUAAUUGCCCUGCCUGUCCCUGUCAUCGUGUCCAACUUUAGCCGCAUCUAUCACCAGAACCAGAGAGCAGACAAGCGGCGGGCGCAGAAGGUACAGAAAGCCCGUUUGGCCAGGAUACGAAUAUCCAAGACAGGAAGCUCCAGUGCCUUCCUCCACAGCAAGCGUAAUGGUCUGUUUAAUGAAGCUCUAGAGCUCACGCAACUUCCAUACAAGAUGAACCUUUCGAAUCAGGGUUCCACUGAGGAUGAGAAACGCUUAAGCAAGUCUACCUCUCUUUUAGAGAGCCAGCACCACCACCUGCUGCACUGCUUGGAGAAAACCACAAACCACGAGUUUGUGGACGAGCAGUAUUACCAGCAGAGCUACCUGGAAGGCGGGCUGCAGAAUUACCCGUCCCGAAGCCCCUCCCUUUCCAGUCAAGACGGUGUGACGGGGACGUGCUGCACCCGGCGAACCAAGAAGCACCACACCCCUUUACCGAACGCCAGUGCCCCAGCACACAUGCAGCCUUUGACACACACUCACACGCACCCACAAGGCUUGCAGGAGCUCAGCACCAUCCACAUCCAGCCUCUCAGCACCAGCCGCUCCAGUUUGAACAUGCGCGUAGAUGAGCCAGCCCCUCUGAACUGCCAGAGCAGCCAGAUCACCACAGCAAUCAUCAGCAUUCCCACGCCCCCAGUGACGACUCCGGAGGGUGAUGCUCAUCUGCCGGCAGGCCCCACCCACCAAAAUGUUGUGAAGGUGUCCGCACUGUGAAGACUAGAGUGCAGGCGCGUCACACAGAAAGACAGAUUAAAAAGGAAAAAAAAAAACUCAUCGAGACAGACUGAGGGACGGAGGAGGACUGAGAACGAUGGAGGAGAGAAAGCGUUCAGAGUCCUGGUCUGGCCUUGGUUGAGCCUGCCCUCUGCUGGUCGUGUACUGUAACGACAUGGACUCCCCGUGUGGACGGAGGAUGGCUUUUAGAUACAGUGUCGUCAUGUUAGUGGUUGGCGUACGUGUUCGUGCGUGUGCGAGUGAAAGAGUGAGAAACACCUGUAGGGAGUCGUUUUAGAUAAGCGGGUGAGUGAGUGAGUGUCUCCCAAGUGUCAGUGGUGAGCUCCCCGAGUAAGUCAUGUGUCACUGUGCACAAAGCACCUUUUCUUAUGAUUUACGCUUCAGUUUGACUUUUUUAGCUGGAGAUGUAAGGAGAUAUAAGGAAACCUCAAAGGGAAACAAAAGAAUAACAAUAAUAACACAUAAUCAACCCACCGCCUCAUCGUCCCCCUUUGUUUUCUGAAGUUCUAAUCUCUCCAUAGAUAAAUAUGACACCAAUCCUUUUCAGCUCCAAUAUUAUUCCAAUUUGAUUAAAAAUUCCAAAAAGACUGAUGGUUUUCAUAUUUUCAUAUUCGUGAAUGGGUGCAUGUGAAUUAAUUUUUUAUUUUUUGGGGGGUAGAUAAAGGAAUUGUGAUCUUUUGGAUAGAAGGUGUGUGUGCGUGUGAGCGUGUGUGUUUGUUCCUCAGUUGAUUGAAAACUUGUGUUUCAGUUCUUCUGAAAGUCUCUAUGGCUCAGUAUGUGGUAUAUUUGACUAGCUGCCACUCUGAAGGGUUCAGCGCACACAUUUCUGUCCAAAGUUCUCAGCUACAAGGCUUUUACACGACAUGUGCCUGUUCUGCUGGAGUUAAAAGAUAUUUAUUCGUUUUUUUCUAGCUUUCUGAAUUUCUCCACGUUCCCCGUUCAUUCCCACUUUUCGGCUCUUCCAGCCUGACGGACCUCAAAUAUCUCGAUUUCCCUGACGUAGAAACCAAAAAGUCUAUUUUUAAUUCAAAACCAUCACAAUUAAAAGCACAAGGCGUUCGCUGAGAAUUUCCGACACAAAUCUGUCCUGAGCCUGGGAUCUUUGUGAAUAUUGUUAAUAGAAUAUUUUGUAAUAUUUGACCAUUGUUUGGCAGAACCAGUGAAGCUGUCCUCUCGUUCUCUCUUUUCCUCACUCUGUCUUUCUCUCUGCUCUCUCUCUCUCUACAUUGCUCUCUCGCCCUCUCUCUCGUUGUUGUCCCGUUGUAUCCCUUCCUCCUGUGUGAACAACAGUAUGCUUUCAGUAGUCUUUCUAGCCGUCAACGUUUUUUCUCCCCCAAACUCAGCGGGCAUUUUUUUUUUGAAGUUGUUGAGUAUAUGUACUCUGUGUGGUUAGGAAACUUGGUGUUUGUACUUUUUGUCCUCCUUGGUGUUUCAGAUGAUUUAUUUCCUUUAUCUUCUGGAAAAUUUAAAGCAGGGAAGUCUGUUGUGACGGUGACCGCAGAGACACGAGGACACUGGAUGAGCAUCUACAGAUGUCUGUCACCAAAAAAAAAAAGUGUUGUUCUGUCUGUUCUCUUGAAUCCGAGACCGAUAUGUAUUAUUUCUCAUCUAAUCCCAUCAAAGUUGACCUUUGUAACUCUGGAUUAUGACUUUUUUUAAAAAUCUUGAAUGUCAUUUUUGGGCUCAGCGACCCCAAAGAGAAGUCUGUCUUCAUGUGGAUUUUCACCAAAAGAGGAAAGAGCAGACUAACCACCCGCUUUGCUCCGUGUAGAUAAAACGAAAUGGUGAUAAAGAGCACAAGGAGUGAGCCAGCGUUUCACCAGUAUAAGCCAAGAUCUUAUUUCAAAGGCAGUAUUUGAAAUCGUCUACAGCCUCAUUUACAGAGCCUUGGGGAUGCAGUAUAAAAUAUAAAUUACUCAAAAGGCAAUGAUUUCCAAAGAAAUUAAAUUGUAUUUUUAACUGAAACUAGUACAAAGACAACACACUUUUAUGACAAUUUUAAUUUGAUGCCACCCACACAUUUCAUUAAAGUAAGAGGACAGCUGUGCUGCAUACACUUUGUCUUUCUCCAAAAUUGUAAGUGCAUAUGAGAAAUAUUCAUUUAUGAAUCCAUGCUUUUCCUUCUUUUGCUUUGUUUAUGAUAUGAGCUUCUCAUUUGAGCCUCCUUUGUCUUAUUCUUCCUUUCAUAAGUGUGAAAGAUCCAGACUGCAGGCAAGUCAUUUUAGUACCUGCCAGACCGCCUGGUAAAGUUCAAACCGAGCAUCAGAAUGGGGAAGAAAUUAAAUUUAAGUGAUUUUGAAUGUGCCAUGGGUGUUGGUGACAGUCAGGAUGGUCUGAGUAUUUCAGAAACUGCUGAUCUACUGGGAUUUUUCCACACAUCCCAGAGAAAAAAAGAGAAAAUAUGAUGACUCAAAUAACCCCUCAUUAUGUCAGCUAAAACCAGGAAACGCAGGCUUUAAAUCACAGGGGCUCACCAAAACUGGAGUUCAGGCUGGUGGUGGUGGUGUAGUGGUAUGGAGAAUAUUUUCUCGGCACACUUUGGGUCCCUUAGUCCUUGUGUUCGAACAGCCCAGCCUACCUGAGUGUUGUUGCUGACCGUGUCCAUCCCUUUACAACCACAGCAUGUCCAUCUUCUGAUAGCUGCCUUUAGCCACAUCACAAAGCUCAAACUGUCUCAAGCUGGUUCCUCGAACAUGACCGUGAGUUCACUGUACUCAAAUGAUCUCCACAGUCAUCAAAUCUCAAUCCAGUAAAAUCCUUUGAGCUGUGUGCUGCUGAUGUGCAGCCGACAAAUCUGCAGCAACUGCCAGAUGCAUGAUGUCAAUGUGGACCAAACUGUGUGCAGCUAUUAGAGGUGAUUUUAAGCCCAUCAAGUUGUAGUUGUUGUUUUCUGGUUUUAAAGUGACCAUGACCAUUUUAUAUUGUUUUUAUGGUCCUCGUUUAUAAGCUCUCACUAGCUUUUUAUGACUCUUUUAAAUGUAUUUUGUAACAUCAAUCAUGAAAUCAUCAAAAGAUUUUUUUUUUUGUUAUGUAGAAAUAGCACGGUGGUUAGCACUGUUACCUCACAGGAAGAGGGUCCUGUGUUCAGUGCCACCAUCAGGCCAGGGUUUUUCUGUGUGGAGUUUGCGUGGGUUCUCUCCAGGUACUCUGGCUUCCUCCCACAGUCCAAAGACAUGCAGUUAGUGGGAUUAGUUUAGUUGGAAACUCUAAAUUGCCCAUAGGUGUGAAUGGUUGUCUAUGUGUUAGCCCUGAGACCUGUCCAGGGUGUACCCUGCCUCUCGCCCUAAGACAGCUGGGAUAGGCUCCAGCCCCCCCUGCAACCCUGAAAAAGGGUAAGCAAAAGUAAAUGGAUGGUUGAUGAAAUCAUCAAAAUAUUAUUUUUGUUAUUUAGAAAUAUAUAUUUCUUCUUGUUGUCCUAUCUUUCUCAGGCAUAGUGAAGUCUGGCACAUCUUUACUUCUGAAACCCUCUUUGACCUCUGUGACACAUUCAAACUAAACUAAUUAGUUGUGUUUUGUUGCCUGAUCCCCAAAUUCCUUAAUUUCCAAACCUCUCGUGUUGCCUUUGUAUUACUUUCAAUUAAAUAUAGAUAUUAAAUGAAGAACAAGGAAUUGCAUUGUAUUUGAUAAUUUGCACAGCAUCCUGACGUUGUUGGAAUAACAUGUUUGCUCCCAUGUAGCUGAUGAUGACUUUGCUGUAGAAGUAGACUGUUUAAAACUACUGCCAAAUAGCAGCAAAUGUAUUACAAACCUUUUAAAAAUAUAUAUAUCUUAAGAUGAAGACAUCUGAAAAGCUUAAGCAGUUUAACAUAUACAUUUGUAUGAAGCCUUAGAAAACAUAUCAUAAGCCAUCAGGUGGAGAUAUAUAUAACAUACUGGUACAAUACCAGUGCAUCAGGUCCCUUGAUUCUGUGUCGUGCUUUAGUUCACUCUAAUCUUGAGGUUAGCAUCAACCCCCCAAAAGGCUGAACCUAUUCUGCCAAGUUGUUUUAUCUCUGAUAUUCCUAGCAGUGACUUAGUGCUGUCGCUGAUAGUUUAGUACUGUACACAAGAAUAACUGCAUAGACGCAGUAAUAGUGUUUAGUUAAACUGUGUGCAAAAUUUACAUGGGGUUAAAAAAACAUAAAAGCACAGACAGAGCUUUUUUCAGUGUUCUUUAAAAAGUGGGGUUAGAGACAGUGUCUUCAGAUUUACAGCAUAAAGUCUGACAUUUAGAAUCUGUUAGAUCUAGAACGAGGGUAUGACAGGUAUCGGCAGAAGCGAGGCUCCCUGUGUUUUUUUGAUUUAUUUCAAUUUUUUGCUAAAGACGGUGGUUCAUUUCCUGCUUCCCUGUUUCAGAACAGGUUGUUUUGUGUCAGCUGCUCUUACAAAAUGACACAGUUUGAAAUAUAUGUAAACAUAUAUUCUGCUCAAAGUGUCAAAAGAUUGCAUUUUUCUUUACAAACAACUAAAACAGGUCCGUUGUUGUGUUCGUCUCUCUUUCUCUGUUAUGUAUUCUCCUUUGAUUGUCUUUUUUUCUGGGCUCAGUUUUUCCUCUCACUCUUUGCUUUGCCCUCCUAUGCCACCUGUCGUUGUUGAGACUACUGCUGUGCGUAACUUGUCAGGUGUUGGAUAUUAUUUAUGACCUUGUCUUGUGUCCCAACUGUGAAACGCCUGAUAAAACAUCUAUAUCUGCCACUAAUACAUAAUCUCUGGGCUCCCUUCUUCACCCACCUUUAAAUCAAUGCUUUCGAGUGUGUACAUUUUUACCGUAGAUUCGGCGUCUCUGCCAGUAGUGCAGUCCUUUUGACCCAAGUAUUCAUGUCAAAAUAUUAAACCUUAAGGCUCGCAAUUUUUUUAUGGGAACAUCCUGGGAUGAACAGGAAGAUCGUGUUCCAAACAAAAGAGCUAGGUAAAAGGGGAGGAAAUGAGGGGAUCUAUUGGAGGCUGCACACGGGUCAGCACCAUAACUGAUGUUUCCAGCUCCAGCAUGGUGGUGUUGGAAAAACAGGAAGUGCAAAGAAAUUAAAUGUUGUGCUCAAUUGUUUUCUUUUCUUUGGUAAAACUGAAGCAGUUGCUCUUUUGCAUUUUUCUCGAUAAAUUGACCAACUGAUAUAACGUCAAUUAGCAAACCUGUGAUAAAAGCUUAAGCUCA
Molecule: messenger RNA, 7455 nt
Organism: Oreochromis niloticus (Nile tilapia)
Lineage: Eukaryota; Metazoa; Chordata; Actinopteri; Cichliformes; Cichlidae
Gene: kcnd3
Product: potassium voltage-gated channel, Shal-related subfamily, member 3
Exons: 9
Coding region: 369-2303 (644 amino acids)
Biological process (GO): potassium ion export across plasma membrane; protein homooligomerization; action potential
Cellular component (GO): neuronal cell body; voltage-gated potassium channel complex; dendritic spine
Molecular function (GO): A-type (transient outward) potassium channel activity; protein binding
Source: RefSeq, a predicted model, not a curated record